GCGAGAAGCACAUUGGAGAUGUAAUGCCCGCCCUGUAUCGGGCUCCUGAAGUCAUCCUGAAUAUGCAAUGGGGCUCCAAGAUAGACGUAUGGUCUGUUGGAGUGAUGGCCCGUACUCUCGAGGUAUUUACUGUUACUCUAGUUUGUGCUAACAUGAGGAGAUAGAUCUGGGAUCUUUUUGAAGCCCAUAAUUUAUUCCCUCCCAUCAAAGACGGCCAGCUCGACGAUGAACUGCACCUCGCUCAGAUGGUGUCUCUUUUAGGACCCCCACGACGAAGCUUCAGAGAGCGAAGCGAGAUGUGCCGUCAAUAUUGGGAUGCAGAAGGUGAGUCAAACGUGACUAUCAAAGCUUGCUUUUUUUGCUUACGUGUAAAGGCAAUUGGAUCGCUGCAACACCAAUCCCAAAUCAGACCACAGAGAUGAGGGUAACGCGCCUGCAGGGAAGGAAAAAAGACAUCUUCCUUGGGCUCGUCCGCAAAAUGCUGCGCUGGCUUCCUGAAGAACGGUCAACCGCAGAAGAGCUCACUGCAGACGAAUUUCUAAUGCUGCACGAUCGUAGUAAUGAGCAAAUUGACACCGAACAGACCGAGCAAGUAAUUUGCACUUUCGGGAGCACCUGGUAUUUCUCUGAUUGUUAGAGGGAAUAGUUUUAUAACAAAUUUAUACAGAAUAUUAUAUAAUCGAGUGGAGCAUAUUUAGUUGAGGUAGGAUGGCAUACAGAGAAAAU
Messenger RNA from Sclerotinia trifoliorum, 726 nucleotides. NCBI's taxonomy places the organism in Eukaryota, Fungi, Ascomycota, Leotiomycetes, Helotiales, Sclerotiniaceae. The record is from the annotation of a GenBank genome assembly.